UUUGAGGUUUGACUGAAACGCUAUGGUGCGUCGUAUAGCGUCGCAAGUGCACCAGCAGGCGCUGCGCCUUUUGAAGGGCAACCUUAUCGACCAACCAGUAUGGCUUGGUUCCGUUCUCCAGUAUCCGCCUUUGCCCCUUCCCCCCAAAGCACCUCCUCCACGAUCUACCUUUGACAUGGCGUCUCCUAAAUCGACUCGGCUUGCAGGGACCGUCGAAAAACUACGCCCACCAAAAAACAGACCGUCGUCUAUCGUCUACAUCGAGGAUGAAGUCCGCCGCCGUUUCUUCCGCGACCAUCCCUUUGAGGCCUUCCGACCUGUGACGUUGACCGAACGCGAAGCUAUACGGCAGCUGCAUCCCGUGCAAGGACGUGAUUGGCGGAGACUGAGGCAGUGGGGCCGGAAUCCUUCACCAGACGACGCCAUACGAUUUGCCGUCAACCUGUAUGAACACCACAAUCUCCCUCUCACAUUCGCCUACACCCGGGCAGUCGCCCAGUUCCGUGCGCUGCGCUCUGAACACCAGGUUGCACGUCGAUUUGCGGUUCUGGAAGUUGAGAGCUACGGGCGGGUAUUCAAAACGUCGCAAGUGCAACUUGGGUUCGAGAAGGAAAAGAAGGCGUUGGAUACUUGGGAAGAGGCCUCGAGUGUGGAUGCAGGAGAGUUCGCUGCAAGGAAGAGGUGGAGGUCCAUUGCAGCUAACUUUGCUGGUGGUGCUCAGGAAUGGACGAGAGGCGAGCAGUACACCGCACUAUGGAGGAAGGGCGUCAGGCCUACGUAUGCACCGGCACUUACAGAGGUCAAGUAUCCGCCUAUGUUGGCCCAAUUACCAGAGGCAGCAGCACAUAUUGGAGCUCCACAGCCAGCGGGAGCAGGUCAAACACCAACAUCGGCGGCCCGACCACAGCCUGUGUACAAUAGAACAGCCUAACAAUGGAUAAUUCUAACUGGGGCCGCAGAAAAUGAAUACGUAUAGGACAUGUCGUGAUCAUGACUUUACGCGAGCUUGAGCUGCCUGUGCAGCGUUCAUACCCAUCCACGCCUUCUCUACCAAACCCAACAACUUUUGCAUGUCUGAACUCCAGUCAUUCAUCACAUCCUCUGGACUUCGUUGGUUUCUAAAGUUGACAAUCCCAGAUGGUCGAUCAAUCCGCGCCCAAACCGUUUUUGAAACAACUAGACGCGCAAGGGUUUCUUCUGUCUGCUUGGGUGUCAGAUCCAGAAGAGAGGUCAGCCUUUGCAAAGUUAUCCGUGUAUAGUACUCGGCAACAACGCGGAUAUU
Messenger RNA from Guyanagaster necrorhizus, 1282 nucleotides. RefSeq lists its product as uncharacterized. The transcript is spliced from 2 exons. Bases 23 to 931 code for a protein of 302 amino acids. NCBI's taxonomy places the organism in Eukaryota, Fungi, Basidiomycota, Agaricomycetes, Agaricales, Physalacriaceae. The record is from RefSeq and is a predicted model, not a curated record. Gene Ontology annotation, cellular component: mitochondrial small ribosomal subunit. Gene Ontology annotation, molecular function: structural constituent of ribosome.